Messenger RNA from Panthera uncia (snow leopard), 1683 nucleotides. It is a transcript of the gene HTRA4, whose product is annotated as HtrA serine peptidase 4. The transcript has 9 exons. The record is from RefSeq and is a predicted model, not a curated record. NCBI's taxonomy places the organism in Eukaryota, Metazoa, Chordata, Mammalia, Carnivora, Felidae. Gene Ontology annotation, biological process: programmed cell death; positive regulation of apoptotic process; proteolysis. Gene Ontology annotation, cellular component: extracellular region. The coding region runs from base 107 to 1552 and encodes 481 amino acids. Gene Ontology annotation, molecular function: serine-type endopeptidase activity; protein binding.
GUGGGGGUUGGCGGAGGCGACACCCAAAGCCGGGAGAAAGUUGCUCACGUUAGAGCAGUUGCGAGACCAAAGUAACUGGAACAGAGCGAAGAAGGAAGGGGGCAGAAUGACUAGAUCUCUGCUGCGGCCCACCGCGCUCGGACAACUCCUGCUGUGGCUGCUGCUGCCCCCGCUGCCUGUGCCCAGGGUCGAGGCUAGGAAGUCCAGGCCCUCGCUGCCCUGUCCGGCGGCCUGCGAGCCGACGCGCUGCCCCCCGCUGCCCACCUGCUCCGCUGGGGCGACGCCGGUGCUCGACCGCUGCCGCUGCUGCCGCGUCUGCGCGGCGGCCGAGGGAGAGGCCUGUGGUGGGACGCUGGGCCGGCGGUGCGCCCCGGGGCUGCAGUGCCGCGCGCCGCUCAGCGCCCAGCGCUUCCGCGGCGCCUGGAUGGGCACUUGCGGCUGCCCCGCGGCGGGAGCGGCCGUGUGCGGCAGCGAUGGGCGCACCUACCCCAACCUGUGCGCGCUGCGCGCCGAGAACCGCGCCGCGCGCCUCCGGGGCGCGCUCCCGGCCGUGCCCGUGCUGAAGGGCGACUGCGCCGACCAAGGGACCAGGAGUGUAGGCCGGCUCAGGAGCAAGUACAACUUCAUCGCCGCCGUGGUGGAGAAGGUGGCACCAUCCGUGGUUCACUUGCAGCUGUUCCGCAGGUCACCUCUUAGCAGCAAGGAUGUUCCUGCAUCCAGUGGCUCUGGGUUCAUAGUGUCUGAGGAUGGGCUCAUUGUUACCAAUGCCCACGUCCUCACCAACCAGCAGCGGAUCCAGGCGGAGCUCCAGAGUGGGGUCCAGUAUGAAGCCACUGUCAAGGACAUUGACCAUAAAUUGGAUCUUGCGCUGAUUAAGAUUGAGCCAAACACUGACCUUCCUGUAUUGCUGCUGGGAAGGUCAUCUGACCUGUGGGCUGGAGAGUUCGUGGUGGCCUUGGGCAGCCCGUUUUCUCUGCAGAACACAGUGACUGCAGGAAUUGUCAGCACUACACAGAGAGGGGGCAAAGAGCUGGGGCUGAAGGAUUCGAACAUGGACUAUAUCCAGACUGAUGCCAUAAUUAACCAUGGGAAUUCUGGGGGACCUCUGGUGAACUUGGAUGGUGAUGUGAUUGGCAUAAAUACACUCAAGGUGACCGCGGGAAUCUCCUUCGCAAUUCCCUCAGAUCGAAUUCGACAGUUUUUGGCAGAAUUCCAUGAGCGCCAGUUGAAAGGAAAAGCUCUUUCACAGAAGAAGUAUCUCGGUCUGCGGAUGCUGCCUCUCACUAUGAACCUUCUUCAAGAGAUGAAAAGGCAAGAUCCAGAUUUCCCUGAUGUGAGUUCUGGAGUUUUUGUGUAUGAGGUGAUUCAAGGAACAGCUGCUGAAAGCUCUGGGUUGAGAGACCACGAUGUAAUUGUCAGCAUAAAUGGGCAACCUGUUACCACCACAACUGAUGUUACUCAAGCUGUUAAGGACAGUGAUUCCCUUUCCAUGAUGGUUCGUCGGGGAAGUCAAACUCUGAUCCUGACAGUCACACCUGAAAUAAUCAAUUAAAUAUCUUGCCUUAAAGAGAAAUUAUCUAACAAAACCAAAGCUAUAUUACCUGGUUUGUAUUGAAGAUGUACCAAAGAUGGCAAGUUUUAGGUUCUCUUUCUUAUAAAGAAAAACGAAUGCUUUAAAACACA